AUGUCAAAUGCAGUGUCUACAUUACCAUCGUUAGAUACAAUUGCAUCAAAUAUUCAGAUCGAGCUGUCUCAUACUCGAAGACAGAGCACGAAUACUUUACUUAACCAAGUUAAAAAGGAUGCAAAAAUACAAGGACUACUACGUAAUAAUGCAUUUUGUCGAAAAAUUAUAUCGUUACUUUCAUUAAUGAAAUCAUACAGUAACGAGGAUGACCAAAGUAAAGCCCUAGAUAUCAUACUUGCAUCGCCAAUUUACGAGCGAUUAGAAAAAGAAGGAAAGAGCAAUUCUUCAGAUUACACAGACAGAUUGGUCAAACAGUUGCUUAAAUGGUAUAAGGAAGAAUUCUUUAAGUGGGUCGACAAACCAGAAUGUCCCAAGUGUGGUAACACGGAACAAGAUAAGAUACAAAGAGUAUGGGGUGGGCGACCACAUUUAAAAGAGCAUUUUGAAGGUCAAGCCUCUAUUGUGGAGCAAUAUCAGUGCCAAAAAUGCAAAAAUAUUAUAGAAUUUCCAAGGUAUAACAAAGCAAGCAAGCUAUUGGAGACUAGAAGAGGAAGGUGUGGUGAAUGGAACAAUUGCUUUAUUCUUUUGAUGAAAUCGUUAGGGCUUAAAGUGAGGUAUGUCUGGAAUAUGGAAGACCAUGUUUGGUGCGAAUAUUUCUCGGACAAUUUGCAAAGAUGGGUACAUAUAGAUUCCUGUGAAAACGCAUUUGACAAUCCUCUUUUAUACAGUAAAGGUUGGGGAAAGAAAAUGUCAUACAUUUUCGCGAUAUCUGAUCAUUACAUCGUCGAUGUUACGGGAAAGUAUGUUGAACAUGGCUCUAAAAACGUUAUACCGAGGGACAAAAUAGACGAGGAUGAUUUGAAAAUGGUUCUUGCGGCCUUGAACUUAUCAUUAUUAUCGCAAAUUGAUGAUGAUAAGACUCUUCUUGAGGUUUCAUCUAAUAUGAUACUUGAUCAUAAUACAAUGAAAAACAACUCCAUUCUACCAGUAAAAAUACAGGAUUGCAUUCCACCUAGACAAAGUGGUUCGGCUGAAUGGAAAAAUGAGAGAGGAGAAAACGGAAAAGAUUGA
Molecule: messenger RNA, 1074 nt
Organism: Brettanomyces bruxellensis
Lineage: Eukaryota; Fungi; Ascomycota; Pichiomycetes; Pichiales; Pichiaceae
Exons: 1
Coding region: 1-1074 (357 amino acids)
Biological process (GO): protein quality control for misfolded or incompletely synthesized proteins; protein deglycosylation; glycoprotein catabolic process
Cellular component (GO): nucleus; cytosol
Molecular function (GO): peptide-N4-(N-acetyl-beta-glucosaminyl)asparagine amidase activity
Source: RefSeq, a predicted model, not a curated record